UGGUGACCAGACAUCAGUGUGAAAUUCAUUUACCGAGUACUUCAGGUGAAUGCACGAGCUUCCAUUAUAACAUGUGUAUCAGCACUGAGUUAAUAUUAAUCGUGGUUUAAAGAAAAAAGCUAACCGCAAACUUUGCCGAAGUCUGUCAACUCGGGGCUUUUACUACUGCACUCGUUUUCCUGAAAUCAAUUGACACCGAACUAUGGCUACGCGCAUACGACCGAGUAGUAAACGAUGUGCAGUCAUUGGUGGUUCAGGGUUCCUUGGGAGAUACCUGGUGGAGCAGCUCGUUGAUCGGGGUUAUAGUGUCUCAGUGUUUGAUAUUCGUCAGGGUUAUGAACUCCCUGGAGUCACCUUCCACCUUGGGGAUCUGUGUGACAAACAAGCUUUGCUUGCAGCUCUGGAGGGUGUGUCCCUGGUGUUUCACUGUGCCUCACCUGCUCCUUCCUGUGAUGACCGCGCCCUUUUCCAACGUGUCAAUGUUGAUGGGACAAGAAUCGUGCUGCAAACCUGUCAGGAAGCAGGGGUCCAGAAAGUGAUCCUGACCAGCAGUGCCAGUGUGGUGUAUGAAGGCACUGACAUCAAGGAUGGCAAGGAGGAUUUGCCCUAUGCCAAGAAGCCUAUUGAUUAUUACACCGAGACCAAGAUCCAGCAGGAGAAGCUGGUCCUGGAGGCCUGCGACACUCAGAAGGGUUUCCUCACUGUUGCCAUUCGUCCCCAUGGGAUCUUCGGCCCUCGGGACCCCCAGCUUGUCCCAAUCCUGGUGGACACAGCCCGUCGAGGAAAGAUGAAGUUCAUCAUUGGUGAUGGAUCUAACCUGGUGGACUUCACCUUUGUUGAGAAUGUUGCUCAUGGACACAUCCUGGCUGCUGAGUGCCUACGGCCAGAAUCCCCCAUUUGUGGCAAGGUGUAUCACAUCACCAAUGAUGAGCCUGUGCGCUUCUGGGACUUCAUGUCCCAGAUAUUGGUGGGGCUGGGGUACGACGCCCCCAGAUACCACCUACCCUACCGGCUUGUGUAUGUGCUGGCCAUGCUACUCUGGCUGCUGGUUCUUUUCCUUCGUCCCAUUCUACAGCUCCGACCCACCUUCACCCCCAUGCGUGUGGCCCUUGCCGGCACACACCACUAUUACAGCUGCACCCGUGCCAAGCAGGACUUAGGCUACCGUCCUCUGGUCAGUCUAAAGGAUGCCAUCACCCGCACUGUGAACAGCUACACUCACCUCCGCAGGGUGGCCUGACCAGAGCUUUCUCCAUCUACACCAUGAUGUGUGUGUGUGUGUGUAUGUGUGUAUGUGAGUAUGUUUGUAGCGUGGAUUGAUAGGUUGAUUGAAGGAAGCUGGAAAUAAACUACUGAUUAUGAGAAUG
Anguilla rostrata (American eel) is the source of this 1367-nucleotide messenger RNA. RefSeq names its product NAD(P) dependent steroid dehydrogenase-like (gene nsdhl). Gene Ontology annotation, biological process: steroid biosynthetic process. Lineage: Eukaryota; Metazoa; Chordata; Actinopteri; Anguilliformes; Anguillidae. Bases 203 to 1240 code for a protein of 345 amino acids. Gene Ontology annotation, molecular function: 3-beta-hydroxy-Delta5-steroid dehydrogenase (NAD+) activity. The record is from RefSeq and is a predicted model, not a curated record. The transcript is spliced from 8 exons.